This is a messenger RNA of Bufo gargarizans (Asiatic toad), 2595 nucleotides long. It is a transcript of the gene WDR93, whose product is annotated as WD repeat domain 93. The record is from RefSeq and is a predicted model, not a curated record. Gene Ontology annotation, molecular function: protein binding. The transcript is spliced from 16 exons. Gene Ontology annotation, biological process: electron transport chain. The coding region runs from base 211 to 2181 and encodes 656 amino acids. Lineage: Eukaryota; Metazoa; Chordata; Amphibia; Anura; Bufonidae.
GGCUCUUCCUGGGGUUUGGUUGCUAUGGUGACGAGUAGCAAGCGAAGCAAGCUGCAGGCAGAGGAGGCUGGGGCUGGUGAAUCCGGGCUGGCAGUGACCGGGAUUGCGGGAGGUGUUUUCUCAGCAUUUGAGGAGGCGACAGUUCUGCAUGUAAAUUAGACAAGGAGCUGGGUUACAAAUACCUUGCGUUUACUUACAGGAGCUUGCACCAUGCCUGUGUAUAUAAGAAAAGGACCUUUAGAAAUACCUCAGGGUUCUGAGAAAGACUGGGCUAAUGAAGACCAAGAAGAAGAUUAUUUUCUGAGAGAUCCUGAGCAGUCACAAGACUGUCUACCUCAGCCUUACAGGAUGAUUGCAAAAGUAGUGGAGCUUCUCAUUGACCAGGCUAUACAAGAGAUCAGUAUAAGGCAGGAAACUCGAGAAGCCGAGAAACUCAAGGCAAAGCUGAAUGUCCAUCAGCCAACUGCUGAAAUACAUGUGUCCAAAACAGUUACUUGCAUGGCCGUUGGGGGAUCAUAUUUAUUUGCUGGUCUUUCCGAGGGACUGGCAGUGUACAGCCGAACUGAUCGUGACUGGAUUUGUGGUUGGGAAGCCAAUAAAGUAGAAGUCUGUGCCCUCACUGUCUGCCAGGUGCAAGAUCAAGUCUACUUCCUUAGCACGGUGGAUGACAUGGGUAUCGCACGUCUCUUUUAUUUUUGUGAUGAAAACCUCAGUUUUCUGAAAGCCUUCAAUGAGCCGGAAGAUCUAAGUAAGAGGACCAACUGCGUAGCCUUUCAGCUGUCCCGAGGAGGUGACUAUGCUGGCAUCCUGUUAGAAGGUUUGGGAGAUAUUUGUCUGGAGGUAUAUAAGCUACCCAAAGAUAUCUGGAUAAAGGAGCUGGAACCUUCUCAGGCUGCUGUACCCUCCCAAAAUGCAACCCCAUCAGACACCCCGCCAACCACUUUGCCUGUUAUGACUGACCCAAAGAUAACUCCGCCAGCACUUUUAAUGAAGAUUCGGCCACCAAAACCACUUUCAGGAAGCGUCUUCCGAAGUGUGCAGGAGGCAGUGCAGAAGAAUGAAGACGGCGGCGUCUUUGGCACUGGACAGAAUCACUUGAUCAGUUCUCAUCAGUGGGAUCAACAAGAUUCAAUAUUUCUGGGAAUGUUUGAAAAGUAUCUGAGUUUAGAUUUGCCGAGCACACAAGAUGGAAGGAUGUCAAGGAACACCAUGUUUCAUUUUCUUCAUCAGAAUAAGCUAAUGGCCAGCGAUUCAGAAGUGAUGAAUGCCGAUCUAUCUACUGCCAUAAUUUUGCACUGGGAUGCCUGCCAGAAUCUUCUCAUGUACCUACUGGGCAAACAGACAAAGGACAAAUCAGAUGGCGACAUAAAACCUGAUGUGGUGUGGCCAUGUGCAGCUCCUAUAAAAUUCUCAGCCAUUAGUUCUUGCUCCUCGUAUUUGACAUUUGGCCUUGAAGAUGGAACACUUACAGUUUGGGACGUGAAGCAUUCUGGAUUCCCAUUAGGUGUUGUUGUCCUUCCUGAGGGGAAAUCUAUAGGUAGUCUUUAUUUUUUGGAGCACAUAACUUCUAAUAGAGAUCCUCCGGCUGUACCAAGAGCUAAGGUUGUGGUGUGGUGCACAGAUAAGUCUCUCUACCUUGUGACUGCAGCUGGGGGAAAGGACUCCAGCCUUGUUCUUCUCCAUGACAGCGCUGGCUCCCCAGAUGACCUGAUAAGUGCAGUGCUCCCAGUCUCCUCACUUCCUAAUGGUGUGCUUCUAUUUUACCGCAGUGCUAUGGUAAAGCUUUGGGAUGUUGCUGAACGACAACCAGUCUGCCAGUUUGGUCUCCCUUUGCCCCACACAGUAGCAUUUCCCUGGCAACCCGUGUAUGUUCUUGAUGCAAUGAACCACUGUCUUUUUCUUAAAGCAAAUGAGAAAAGGGUUUCUGGAGAGAUUUUGACCCAUGAAAAUGCCACUUGCUCUCUAUUUGCGUUCAGUCUGGAAGGUUUGGAAUCAAUGAUAAAAACUCAACAGCCAGCCGUCCUCCAUUCACAAAGCGUACACUGGGAAGAAAGAUGCAAGUCUUUGUUUCAGAUGAGGUUAGAAACUUUUUCAGAAAGGAGAAAGCAGAUAGCAGAGUCAUGGACGCUUCUCAGAAAGCAGGCCUCCGAUUUUACGCGGAACAACACCCUGAGCAGGUGAUGGAAGAACAAAACAAUGUAUUUUUUAACUUGCUGGCAAAGAAGAGUACCAGCAUGAUUUUGGACUAUUUUAUAGUUAAAAAGUAAAAAUAUCUGGAGUAAUGCUCACUAUUACCUGUGUAAUUUCUGAAAUUUUUAGCUUUACUCACCCCAUCUGCAGUUUUUUUUCUCUUCACUUUCUGUGUGUAGGCAGCGGCUCAUCACAUGUGACCAUCAAGCACCUGCAUGUCCCUGGAGAGCAUUGCUCAGCUCUUGUUAACCCCUUCCUCCCCUACAUAGAAAAUAGUUGCUCAGACUCUGCCCUGGUGAUUCCACUAAUAAAUAGCCAUAUGGCAUGUCAAGCUGUCUGCCCAAUUUCCUUCUCCACUGUCUAGAGCAGGCAUGUUCAACCUGUGGCCCUCCAGAUGUUGUAAAA